CCUUCCUCCUUCCAUCCCUCCAUCUCUCUUUUUCUAGCUUCUCCAUCAUCAAGAAUGUCUGCUUCAGUGAACUACAGUAAGGAGAAUCCACAAGAUCCUUUUGUUAAAAGAGAACUAACUAAAAGUGAUCAUGGUACCAUUAUGGGACUGAUUGACAAAGAUAUAGCUCCAAAUUAUAAAGAAUUGGCUGCACAAUUCCGUAUCCCUCAGGGUACAAUAGACACCAUAGCCUACAAUAACAGAAACAACUCAGCAUGGGAUGGACUAAAUGAUGUUGUUGCUGAUUGGCUGAGAGGAAAUACUGAAGUGUAUGAUGAAGGAGUUACAGCUAAUGUAAGGUGGCUGUAUGAUGCUGUCAGAACAAUAAAUAAAACACUUGGAACAAAAAUUGCCAAAGAGUUCGGGAUUCCAGAGCAAAGUGAUUCGUCCACUCAAGAAGCAGACAAAGGAGGCUUGAGCCAUUUUGCAAGUAGUGCUGGAAAAGAAGAGACUGAUUUAGAGUAA
Messenger RNA from Amphimedon queenslandica, 504 nucleotides. RefSeq lists its product as uncharacterized. The coding region runs from base 55 to 504 and encodes 149 amino acids. NCBI's taxonomy places the organism in Eukaryota, Metazoa, Porifera, Demospongiae, Haplosclerida, Niphatidae. The record is from RefSeq and is a predicted model, not a curated record. The transcript is spliced from 5 exons.